Molecule: messenger RNA, 1795 nt
Organism: Archocentrus centrarchus (flier cichlid)
Lineage: Eukaryota; Metazoa; Chordata; Actinopteri; Cichliformes; Cichlidae
Gene: atpaf2
Product: ATP synthase mitochondrial F1 complex assembly factor 2
Exons: 8
Coding region: 361-1218 (285 amino acids)
Biological process (GO): mitochondrial proton-transporting ATP synthase complex assembly
Cellular component (GO): mitochondrion
Source: RefSeq, a predicted model, not a curated record
GGUUUUGUGGGAACAUUUGGGUGUAGUUUUUCUCCUGUUGUGUAAGGGUGUGUAGCGCAAGUGUAGAAGCAGUUUGGAAACUACAUUUCCCAAAAAAAAAAUAGAAGAAUUUACGACGAUGUCAAGCGCCGAAGGUCACACGCGUGUUUUUGAACACAAGAGCUGCUAAACGAUGAGCAAGAAGUGAACAGUUGAUAAAUGCCGAAAAAAUAAGACUUGAUGCUAAUAGGAAAAUACGUACUCGUGUAAUGCUACAUCUUGUUAAAUGAGGAAGUGUCAGACACAGGUAGCCCGCGAGCCUGUUUUCUUCUCAGUCAGAUUUACUUAAAAACAUCAUCACAUCUGCACCUACUUUCCGCUAUGCUUAGAUGUAUUGUUAGGCUUCAGAGUCAUUUUGGAAAUGCUCUUUCUCUCAGUAAAGUGUGCCCAAGAAAUCAGCACUACAAAUGCGCUGUGAGGUACUCCGCAGCUGCAGCAGAGAGAAAGAGAUUUUAUCAAGAUGUCAGCAUAUCUCAAGGGGAAGGUGGUUUAUAUGAAAUAAACCUAGACCGAAGGAAACUGAAAACACCAGGAGGGAAGCUGUUCACGGUGCCAAAUGAAGCCCUGGCCAUCGGUGUUGCAACUGAGUGGGAUGCUCAAAGGGACACACUCAAGUUCUACACUAUGCAUUUGACUACACUUUGCAACACAGCUCUGGACAAUCCCACCCAACGCAGCAAAGAACAAAUGAUCACUGCUGCUCUAAAGUUUCUGGAGACUGACACUAUCUGUUACAGAGUAGAUGAGCCCCAUGGUUUAGUCGAGCUGCAGAAGAAUGAGUGGGACCCUGUUCUGCAGUGGAUUGAAAAAAGAUAUGAUGUCAAUAUCGGCUCCUCAUCCAGUAUUUUGGGUCCUGACAUUCCAGAGGCAACCAAAGACACAUUACGACAGCAUCUCAAUUCUUACAACUUCUGGUCUCUGACAGGACUUGAAUAUGUGAUCACCCAGCUGAAGUCUAUUGUGUUGGCGCUGGGCAUGAUUGACAGACAUCUGAGCGUGGAGCAGGCUGUGUUGCUCUCCAGACUGGAAGAGGAAUACCAGAUUCGACGCUGGGGUAACGUGGAGUGGGCCCAUGACUACGACAUGUAUGAGCUGAGGGCACGGACUGCUGCUGGUGCCCUUUUUGUUCACCUCUCCUCUGAGAGUUCAACGGUCAAACAUAAACUUCUGCAGGACUGAAAAGGAUUAGGAGCGCCUACUGAGAACGUCUCUACCACCACUAUUAUACACAUCUCUGUAUCCAUACAAAGACCACAUAUUCUGUUUGUUCUGUUUAGCAGUGACAGCUGCUCUGUCAGUGAUCUGUUAUACAGUCAUCGCACUCCAGUAAAAAAUGCUGGCUCUCCUUUUUGCAGUGUUUACGUGUAGCAGCUGCCAAGCGUGACACCCUUCAGAGUUUCCAGUUGGUUCUAAAUCACCCGUGACAUUUUGGACAGCGAUGCAUUGCCUCAAAAGAAUAGUGACAGUUUUGAUUGUCUUUCUGAUGGUGGAGUGAUAAUUCCAUAUUUGGUUUUUCUGUGAGCAAAAAGCUCACUACAGCAAAGCAGAUGUGCUCAUCCUAACUGUAUACUUUUAAGUCUAUACUAACUGCACUAUAUAGCAGCAAUAAUGUGAAAAACAUGAACUUCAUUAAAUUCUGAAUUCAGAUUACAUUUGUGUCAUUAUUUAAUUCCAAUGAAGGAGUAGAACCAUCUCAAGGAGGAUCAGAAGAAAUGGACAGCAUGUGAGUUAAAUAUGAGUGUCACAGCAAUGGGUC